Paralichthys olivaceus (Japanese flounder) is the source of this 1944-nucleotide messenger RNA. RefSeq names its product proline/arginine-rich end leucine-rich repeat protein (gene prelp). The record is from RefSeq and is a predicted model, not a curated record. NCBI's taxonomy places the organism in Eukaryota, Metazoa, Chordata, Actinopteri, Pleuronectiformes, Paralichthyidae. Gene Ontology annotation, molecular function: protein binding.
GAGAAAGAGAGAGAGAGGGGUAGGACAAGAGUGAGAGAGGCAGAGAGACGAAAAGACACAAAACUUGUGACUUUACAAAGCAGGGCAGGUACCAGAGGCAGGACGAUGAAGGCCGGCGCGGGACUCUUCUCUGCAUUGGCUCUGUUCCUCCUGAUGGGGGCAGUGUUCACCCAGAGACCUCGGCAAAAGAAGCCGACCAGGCGCCCAGCCACCUCCAGGAAACCUUCUGUCCCCAAGCCUGCUGUACCGGCAGAGCCAGAGCCCCAGGAGCCCACAGACUUCCCCCCACCUAUCCUGGGCCCACCCUCCAUUUAUCCUGACUGUCCCAGAGAGUGUUCAUGCUCCGCAAGCUACCCAAAUUCUCUCAACUGUGAGAACCGGAACAUCCGUGUGAUCCCGCUCAUCCCAUCCAGAACCCACUACUUGUAUUUGCAGAAUAAUUACAUCUUGGAGGUGACGGCAGAGUCAUUCGUCAACGCCACAGAUAUCCGCUGGGUGAACUUGGCAAACAAUCGCAUUCAUCGCAUUGACAAACAGGUAUUUGAGAAGAUCCCUUCACUGCUCUAUCUCUAUGUGCACCAUAACCAUCUAAAAGAAGUGCCUUCAGGCCUCCCUGCAAGCCUGGAGCAGCUCCGCCUCAGUAAAAAUCGCAUUUCCAAGAUACCAACUGGGGCUUUCAGCAAGAUGGGGAACCUGACUCUGCUCGACUUGUACCACAACCAGCUGAGUGACAGUGGCCUGGGAAAAAACACGUUCAAGGACCUGAAGAGCCUCAUGCAGCUCAAUCUGGCUCACAACAUCCUGAAGAAGAUGCCUGAUGGCAUACCCAGUGGCCUCAUUCAGCUUUUCCUGGACAGAAACCGUAUCAAUGACAUCCCGAGAGACUACUUCAAAGGCUUCACUCACCUGGCGUUUGUGCGGCUGAACUACAACCAGCUCAGUGAUAAAGGACUUCCCAAGGCUGUGUUCAACAUCUCCACCCUGCUGGACCUGCAGCUAGCCCACAACCAGCUCUCUUCUGUCCCACUCAUCAACGGUCACCUGGAGCACCUGCAUCUCAACCACAACAGCAUCGAGAGCAUCAACGGCACUCUGAUCUGCCCUUACGGACUGCAGAGCGACCUGAGUGAUCUCAGCCCUGUGCCCAGACUAAGGUACCUGCGUUUGGAUGGAAAUCACCUGAGUCCCCCGAUCCCUCUGGAUGUCAUUAUGUGCUUCAGACACCUCUACUCAAUUGUCAUUUAGGGGAAAACGUGCCUCAAGGCCUGGGGGCACGCCCACACACAUAAAUCACACGCAUGCACAUGUAAACACAUUGAUGACACAAGCACACAAACACACUCACACAAAGAGUCGUUGUGCACAAAUUAAAUUCAAGGAAAAUCCUGCUCAGUGAAGCCUGAGGUAUAUCCACCUGUACAUCCCGUGGAGACGAGUUAGUAAAAGAGGGAUUCCAGAUGAAUGAGAAAACUGUAAAACUUUAAUUGUUUCAUUGUUGUCACAUCCAGAACAAUGACCUCAGCAUCUGGGCACAGUGGACAUGCCGACAUUAAGGGUUAUAGGUUCUUGUAGAAGUCACAGUUUAUCCAUCCUUUUUUGUUUAUCAAAAACUAGAUUGAGUAAAAGCCUGAAAAUGCAGGUACAUUGACAGACACAACACAUACGGAGGGUAUUAUGUUCGCUUGCAGAUGUGAUUGGAGCAGCUGCCACGAUUAAGAACCAACAGACCAGCGGUGGAGGUCAGAAGAACCCGUUAAAAAACGUAACUACCAUGUAGUUGAAACUGUCCCAAAUGUGCCUGCGUGAUUUUCAAGGUACUCCUCACUUCAUGUAAAAAUGUCUUUCUAUUAUUUUUAUUCUUAGUCCUCUGUAUAUUAUUCUUCUGUAUAAAGAAGCUUUGUAAAAAUAAUGGAAAAUAAAACGUUUUCAUUCAUUUCAAAGAAA